Messenger RNA from Sinocyclocheilus grahami, 867 nucleotides. Its product is annotated as protein Wnt-2b-A-like. The record is from RefSeq and is a predicted model, not a curated record. Gene Ontology annotation, cellular component: extracellular region. The transcript is spliced from 2 exons. Bases 439 to 867 code for a protein of 142 amino acids. NCBI's taxonomy places the organism in Eukaryota, Metazoa, Chordata, Actinopteri, Cypriniformes, Cyprinidae. Gene Ontology annotation, biological process: multicellular organism development; canonical Wnt signaling pathway; neuron differentiation. Gene Ontology annotation, molecular function: cytokine activity; frizzled binding.
CAGUCUGCUAUCAGCGCUCGCAGACUCCAAUGGAAAAACGAAGAGGCGCGUGUUUCACAGCCCUGCCUGAACGCAAAACGUGGGGAGAAAAGUGGAAAAGUUGGCACUCUUUCUGAUCCAAUUGCACCUCACCGAGACUUCAUCUGUUCUCAAGAGGUGGUGGAAAAAGAAAAGAAAGCGCACUCUGAACCUGCCGUCUGGCUUGGAUUAUUUCUGCUGCGGUUGCCAGAUUUCGGGGAAUACUUUUAUAUGGCACACGCUAAUAUCCGGGCAGAUACAUGAUAUGCGUCCGUGCAUCGUCCGCACGGAGCUCUACAUCCGUCCAGCUAUCAGCAAUCCCAACUCUAGCAGGUCCCCGCAGACCUAAGCGGUCUUUACACCGGUUUCCUACCAUACAGAAUCGUGUUUUCUUAUCACCGCUGGAGGACACGCUCAACUAUGUUUGGCUGCGGUAAAGUUCUUGGGUCGCCCCGGAUUCUCAACAGAUCUACUGCUGUUCCCGGAGACCCAGGAUUAAGACAUAUAAUCAGAAACAGCGCAGGCUCAUCCUACGGUCCCCGUGCGUCCUCGCGGUUGUGUUGCGCUCUCCUGUUUCUCCUGCUCAUCCUCACACCGCGCGUGGACUCGUCCUGGUGGUAUAUUGGAGCCCUUGGUGCCCGUGUGAUCUGUGACAAUAUUCCCGGGCUGGUGAAUAAACAGAGGCAGUUGUGUCAGAAGUAUCCCGACAUCAUGCAGUCGAUUGGGGGCGGGGCUAAAGAGUGGAUUCGAGAGUGCCAGCAUCAAUUCCGUAAUCACCGCUGGAACUGCAGCGCACUGGACAGAGACCAUACCGUUUUUGGGAGAGUUAUACAGCGCAGUGAGUACUAG